AUAUUUAUUUUAUCCGCAAUCGAGAUUCGCUAUCGAUCGGAACGAAAUGGUGAGAAAAUCGAUAUCCUCUUAUCGACAGCGCACAGUCGAAUUCUGGCGAAUGACUUCGCCCUUUCGGGAAACAGUCAAGCGUUGAAGAAAAAUGGGUCAAAACCAAUCUGGUAGUGGUGGUAGUGGAGGGGAUAAAAAGGAUGACAAGGAUAAGAAGAAGAAAUACGAACCACCAAUUCCCACGAGAGUGGGUAAAAAAAAGAGACGUACUAAAGGACCAGAUGCAGCUCUGAAACUGCCUCAAGUAACUCCUCACACACGUUGUAGACUGAAACUAUUGAAGCUGGAACGCAUAAAAGAUUAUCUAUUGAUGGAGGAAGAAUUCAUCAGGAAUCAGGAACGCUUAAAGCCACAAGAAGAAAAAAACGAAGAGGAAAGAUCGAAAGUGGAUGAUCUUCGUGGAACACCAAUGUCUGUUGGAACAUUGGAAGAAAUAAUAGAUGACAAUCAUGCAAUAGUAUCCACUUCAGUUGGUUCUGAGCAUUAUGUGUCCAUCUUGUCAUUUGUGGAUAAAGAUCAAUUGGAACCUGGUUGUUCUGUGUUACUGAAUCAUAAAGUUCAUGCUGUUGUUGGUGUGUUAGGAGAUGAUACAGAUCCUAUGGUUACAGUAAUGAAGCUUGAAAAGGCUCCUCAGGAGACCUACACUGAUAUUGGAGGUCUUGAUACUCAAAUUCAAGAGAUUAAAGAAUCUGUAGAAUUACCAUUAACCCAUCCAGAAUAUUAUGAGGAAAUGGGUAUUAAGCCUCCAAAGGGUGUGAUACUUUAUGGACCACCUGGAACAGGAAAGACACUGCUUGCCAAGGCUGUAGCUAAUCAAACAUCAGCUACAUUUUUGAGAGUUGUUGGUUCUGAACUUAUACAAAAAUAUCUAGGUGAUGGCCCAAAACUUGUGAGAGAACUCUUCCGAGUUGCUGAAGAGCAUGCUCCCUCUAUUGUCUUUAUAGAUGAGAUAGAUGCUGUAGGAACAAAGAGAUAUGAUAGUAAUAGUGGUGGCGAAAGAGAGAUUCAGAGAACUAUGUUGGAAUUGCUUAAUCAACUUGAUGGUUUUGAUAGCAGAGGCGAUGUGAAAGUGGUUAUGGCAACUAAUAGAAUAGAGACCUUAGAUCCUGCUUUAAUCAGACCCGGUCGUAUCGAUAGAAAAAUAGAAUUCCCUCUACCAGAUGAAAAGACCAAAAGACGAAUCUUCAAUAUUCACACGAGCAGAAUGACUUUGGCACCUGAUGUCAAUCUUGCAGAGUUAAUCAUGGCAAAAGAUGACUCUGGUGCAGAUAUCAAGGCAAUAUGUACCGAAGCUGGUUUAAUGGCUCUACGUGAACGUCGUAUGAAAGUUACUAGCGACGAUUUCAAGAAGUCUAAAGAAAGUGUACUGUAUCGAAAGAAAGAAGGUUCUCCUGAAGGAUUAUAUUUAUAAAAACAUUCGUUAUUAAUGGUUUUCUGUAUGAUUGAGUCCAUAAUUACUCAAACUUCUAAAUAAAAAUUUAUAUAGGGAAAUUAA
This is a messenger RNA of Cataglyphis hispanica, 1546 nucleotides long. RefSeq names its product 26S proteasome regulatory subunit 4-like (gene Rpt2). Gene Ontology annotation, molecular function: proteasome-activating activity; ATP hydrolysis activity; ATP binding. The record is from RefSeq and is a predicted model, not a curated record. Lineage: Eukaryota; Metazoa; Arthropoda; Insecta; Hymenoptera; Formicidae. Gene Ontology annotation, cellular component: proteasome regulatory particle, base subcomplex. Gene Ontology annotation, biological process: proteasome-mediated ubiquitin-dependent protein catabolic process.